This is a messenger RNA of Bradysia coprophila, 1133 nucleotides long. RefSeq lists its product as uncharacterized. Lineage: Eukaryota; Metazoa; Arthropoda; Insecta; Diptera; Sciaridae. The record is from RefSeq and is a predicted model, not a curated record.
UUUGCACCAUUCAUAUAAUUCAUUUUUUAUUCAUUUUUUUAAACGUUCAAUAACAACAUCUCAUCCAACGAUUUUUCCUGCGAUGACAGUCUGUCGAACCCAAUGUAGAGAAGGCAACGGCACUAGUCUGGCCGGUUCGGACAAAUUAUCCGGAUGUUGCUCAAAUUGUCCCGAUAAAAUGACCGUAAGCGAUCCCACAGUCAAUGCAAAAAAUCCGUUCGACCAUAACUCAAUGCCUAAUUGUAAAUUGUCGAAGUCAAAUAUUCUCGAUAAAUUGCAUUUUAAGUUGAACCAGCUGAAUAAAUUAAAUGCUCACGUGCAGAGGUGUAACGAUGCGUUGGAAAAUUCAAAAUUGAAACGUAACCCUAAGUCAUUUCAAUCGAAAAUGGAAUUUGAGAAUUUUCUACGGAAAACGUAUAACGAUAAUCGUUACUCAUAUUGCAUUCUGAACUGUGGACCAUCAGUUCCGCACCGACAAUUGAAAGCAAUGCAAGUAACAGACACUCGUAUUCCCAAAGACAUGGGGUGGAAUUGGAAGAUUACGCAUUCGGAGGACUGGCAACCGGGAAAAUUACCGAAAAUUAUAAAAAUGCGAAUGAGUCAUUUUCUCAAUUAUUAUCCAUGCGACACUCUGCCCAUCACCAGAUGUGACAUAAAACUAUCCAAAACUUCGUUCAACAGCGGUGACGAAUUGGAAUGGAAGAUUAAAAAAAUGAUUCAGAGCAUGGGAUUUUCGCCGUGUAUCUGUACUAAAUCGAUAGCGUGGUGCACCUGUCGUGAUAAGAAUGAGACGACGAAAUUGAAGAAAAUCUUGAAUCAAAUCGAACAGCAAAUCGGUGAAAGCGGACUGGAAUACAAAUUGUAUUUGAACGAAAUGAAUGAUGAUAAUUCCAAGAAAAUAACAUUGUAUGACAGGAGAACGUCCUCGAAAUCCAUUCCCGAUUUAAUUCAUCAGGAGACCCAAUACGAACCGAUGGAUUUCAAAAUUAAGAGAAGUUAUACCAGUAGGUUGUCGAAGCCUAAAACUAUUGAGACGAAAACUGCUAAGCCGAACAACAGUGCGGUAACAGUGAGUGGAGGUGAUUUGAAAACUUUGAAUAAAAAAUCGAAAAAAUAAAUUGAAUUGAGGAGAA